Messenger RNA from Colletotrichum destructivum, 1985 nucleotides. RefSeq lists its product as uncharacterized. The transcript is spliced from 2 exons. NCBI's taxonomy places the organism in Eukaryota, Fungi, Ascomycota, Sordariomycetes, Glomerellales, Glomerellaceae. The record is from RefSeq and is a predicted model, not a curated record. The coding region runs from base 363 to 1598 and encodes 411 amino acids.
CAUGCCGAUGCCGAGGUAUUGCUUGAGACUCUGUCACAAGGGAUCACGCAUCGCCACGACUCUCCAAAUUGACUACUUUCCUAGACGGCAUCAUACUAUACCUUGCAUGUCGACCCUCUGCUGCCCGCAAUCGAGAGUUUCAUCCUAACUGAUUAUUUAACCUUUGCAACUGGAUGCUACUCCUGGACCUGUCCACCGCUUAGCACACUGCUCCCAGACUUUCCGGUACCAUCCUCCGUUCUACCCAACCCUAUGUUACAUCAGCCUCAGGAGAGAUCGAACUUUAUAGUUUUAUGUUUCUUCGAUACUGAUUCGUUUUGAGCUGCCUUGACCAUCAAAUCUCUUGUUCUCGAUAAACCACAAUGGCCGACAGUUCCUGUAGCGGCUCUACGCCGUUCAAGAGCCUUGUCGAGCACGGCGCAGAGGAUAGAAGCCUACACCAGGAUCGUUUCGCCAGAGCUUCUGGUACUCAGCAGGCUUUUCGAUCUACCGGGUUAGACCCCUCGGCGCAGGCGCAAGCGCACUUUGGCGCAUUUCUUGGUACAACCGAACCUGUCCAAGUAGUACCAGGCACGCUUCCGACCUAUGCCUCCUCCUCCUCCUCUAUCUUGAGCCCCUUCCAGCAUCUACAAACAUCUCGGAUGCCAGUUACUCAGCACAGUCAUCGUUUCUCUCCAGACUCCUUUCGAUAUGCAUCUCCCCAAGUACCGAGUGCAGCUGCCACGGCAACUGCGCAUGUAGCAGACCAACACAAUCAUGUCGCACAUCCGUCGGCAAGGACAUCUAGCUGGGCACAAGACUUCGCAAGGUUCUCAGGGGGGGUUUCGAAUGCCGACAGCCAGGUGUCCGGUCUCUCUGCCAUACACCAUUACUCACCAGCUCCAGUUGGAUUCAAACAUGGAAUGAUGUCCCUGCAACCUGGACCGUCCUUUUUCGGAUCGGCUAGUGGCAGCGCUGCCCUCAACAAUGCGGCCAGCGCUGAGACUGACUUUGAUGUCGAAAUGGAUCGGUGGAUGGCAGCUCACGGAGACGGUCGGAUGGAGGAUGUAGAUGCCGUUAUGGAACAGAUUGCGCGAGAACUGGAACAAGAUCAGCAACCCGGGACUACCGACCAGAAGUCUAGCGACCACUUUGACGCUUCAGAAUUAACCGCAACAUCCGCAACAAGAAUCCCCUUGGAGGAAACAGGGCAACGCACGCGAUCCACUCCUGUCACAGAGGCAUCUCAUCAACAAGCGAAUGAGAGACACGGCGUGCCUGACACGAGUGGCAUUGCUAAAGCAGGAAUCACGAGUCUUCCGGAGCAAUUGCCCGACCUGUCACGACUUGGCCUUGACGAAGCUUCUGAAAGGACAGCGACCGAGCCUGCAGAACAAGCCCAGUCACAGUCGGAUAUAUCGGAAGCUGCGAGACAGAUAUUGGAAUCGGUUCAACAUGAGCAAGGAGACAAGUGGAAAAACUCCCGUUUUCUCUUACUCAUGAAGGAUUUUCGGGACGGCAAUAAGGAUAUCGUCAACAAUGAAAUUUUAGACACUAGCGCAGGCGGCGAAGACCCACGCAGCGCUGGAUCAGAGUUGCCUCAUCAAACGCGACGCUGAGGAUUGAUUUCACCUCACAGGCUCUCUAGCUGAACAGAGAAGGCUAUUGCGAGGUUUUUUUUUAUUGCUGUGCGCACAAUUCGCCGAGCAACUGGCCUAAGUUAGGCUUCAGUCUGGUGUGGCAUGCACAGCAGAAUCCCUCAGUAGAACACCGAAAGGGCACCCUCAUGAUGCAUGGCAGCCCAAGCUUGCAGUAAAUUGUUUUUGCGGCUUGACUAGUAUCCCAUCCCUCAGCAAUCUCACGUCGCCAAGCAGCAGAAAUUCAGGAGCAUACGAAUACACGUUGAUGUAAAUCCAUCUUCCCACAUUGAAUCCAUGACUUGUCUAAAUGUGUUAUUACACAAGUAUCUCGACCGCUUUCGAUAUUAGCAUCUUGUGAAGUACACA